This is a messenger RNA of Cladocopium goreaui, 297 nucleotides long. NCBI's taxonomy places the organism in Eukaryota, Dinophyceae, Suessiales, Symbiodiniaceae. The record is from the annotation of a GenBank genome assembly.
AUGCGCAGCCAGCUUGCAGUCCUAGACUGGACUGCAUACAACAUUUACUGGUCGCGUGCCUCGUGUGGAGUGAAGCGCUUUGAUCGUGACAUGCAUCACUUCAUUUUCACGACAUCCACGGCGCAUGAAUCAUACCGCUGUGCUGUGGCCUGCAAGUGCGCCGAGUAUGCUGCGCUUGGCAUGGAAGCUGGUUCUGAGGGCUAUGAACAUGAGGGCCCAGAGAUCCAGAAGCUCAAGUACAAUGGAUUCCUAGCUUUGCAGCGGCUGGUGGCCGAUCGAUCUGAGGAUGUCGAGUGA